Onthophagus taurus is the source of this 2683-nucleotide messenger RNA. RefSeq names its product contactin-6. The record is from RefSeq and is a predicted model, not a curated record. Gene Ontology annotation, molecular function: protein binding. NCBI's taxonomy places the organism in Eukaryota, Metazoa, Arthropoda, Insecta, Coleoptera, Scarabaeidae.
GGUUUUGGGUGUAUUUGUUUAUUUCAACGUUUUAAAUGUCGAUAACUGAUUUUGUGUGAUAUUUUUUAAAUGUUUUUGUACGAGUGUCGGCCACGAUGCACGUUAAAAGACGGUUCUACGCCCAAAUUCUUCUAUUACCUGUCGUUUGCAUCGCUAUUGACACAAAAUAUGUGGAUAUUUAUCAGAAUAUUACCAUUGAAUGUCCUCUAAAUCAAAGCAAUGGGAUUAUGUGGGAAAGGGAUACUGGAGAUAUUUCCGAGAAGCCCCCUUUCAUAACGCUUGAGGAUGGCUCGUUGUUUUUGGAGAAUGUUACUAAAAAUGAUUCUGGUGAAUAUAGAUGUUCAGAAGAAAAUUCAGCUGUGAAAUAUAAUAUUCAAGUUGUUGUUAAAACACCACCACCUGCUUUGCCGUUUUAUGUACAUCCAAGUACAAUUCUAGCUUAUUUAAUAUGGCAAUUAAAUGGUACCGGCGGCUAUCCGAUAACUUUUUUCACCGCUGAAUAUAGAUUAAUGAACGAAUCGAAUUGGACGUCUAUCGCACCCACUCAUUUAAGUCCUAAUUUACGGAGAUUAGAGGUUUACAAGCUUGAGCCUAACACAACAUAUGCCUUCCGCAUGUGGGCAGGAAACAAGUUGGGUCCUGGUGUUAAAAGUGAAGUUAUAAAUACCACUUUACAUAUAUAUACUGAGAAACAACUUGCCGCUCGUUUACUAGCUGGGGCGCAGACUUUCGACACCCGGAUAUGGAUAAUAGCGGUGGCGAUCGUGAUGGGCACGUUAACCGUUCUCGGUCUUGGAACGUGCCUACUUUUGUACCAAGAGUGCCGCACAGGUGUAGAAGACGAGCAGGAAGUAAUAGAAUUAGUACCGAAUAUAAUAUUAAACCCCGGAUUUGAGGGCAACAUGCAAGCGGAUCAAAUGCCCGCAGACGAAAAUUGCAACAAUGAAACGCCAGUGCGCCUUAACAACAACACCGUUGUUCAGCCUAGAAUUUCUUAGAAGUAGCCUAACAAUUUAGUUUCCGGACGAGGAAACGCACCAACGACUACAAGUAUAAUAGGUAGAUUGCAAUAGAAGAAACUAAGAAAGAAACAACUAAUUUUAAAGGUAGCUUAAAGAAUCAAUUUUUUUAACACCACGGUUACUAAAAACUAAAAAAGUAAAUGUAGCGUAAACAUCUAACAAACGGUAAAUAAAAUUAAAAAUUCGCGCAUUUUCAAAGAUUAAAAAAAACUGUGCAUUUUGAUAACGUGGCCUUUUACAUAACGCUAAUUUGUUAUAUUACUACAUACGUUACGUAAAGCGAGUAAGUUGGACGUUAAGGGGUUAAAAAAGAUCGUUUGAUUAAAAAAAAGGUCUCCCAGGCCUUUUUUAAUUAAGUAUUAUAUACGGUACGUACGUGCGCAGUUCAAUUUCAUAGAGUUGUGUAAAUUGUGAUAAUUUCUAGUCAUACUUUUAGAUCUUUAAAAAAACGGUUGUCAUAUCAGGUAUUAUACAAAGUGUGGGAAGUGAUGGGUAUGAUGGUUGUAGGUAUUUUGCGAUAUUACAAGGUACAAUGUAAUUUUUGGCUUCCCGUUUAUAACGUAAAAGCACAAGAAUUUUUUAUUUGACUUAUUUAAAUGUGUAUAGACACUUUCAAGUAUCAUAAUCAUUCAAGUACAUAAAACUUGUUUAAAUAUAAACACAAAAACUCAAAAAAUUUAAUGCAGUACUAAAACCGUUCUAUACACUUAAAAAAAUAAGUUAAAUAAAUGGACGGUAUUUUUGUAGACAUGAAAAAUAUAACGAAUCUCACACGUUCUUUAUGUAGUUGACACAAAGAAAAAAAAAUUCGAUUGUUAAACGCAAUAGUAAACUAAAAUAGUGACAUGAAGUAGAAUGUUUUCGUGAACUCGAAAAUGAGAAAGAAAAGAAAAACGACGAGUUCACGAUACAAACUAGUUACUGAUUAUGGUUGUAAUUUUUGAAUCGUGCCUCUUUAAAAUGUAGCGAACGAGGAGAACAACAAUUAGCUUGACGUAACACAAAAACGUAAAAUGCAGAUUACAAGAAAAAAAAUAUCGAAGCAGAAAUAAUAAUAUACAUAUAGCUCAAAGAAGUUGCUUGUUUGAUGCAAUAAUUUUUGUACGAGUAUGGUUUUAAAGUGUAUGUUAAAAUAAAUUGUCAGUGCCUAAAUAGUUUUAUACAUGAUAUUUUAAAAAACUCUAGCUUUCGAGCACGUUAAGGAUAAUUGUAAAAAUAAUAAUGAGAUAAAAAAAAACGAGAUUUAUCGAUAAAUUGUGGUAUAAACAAAAAGUAAUCAAAUCAUCUGACUGUAUUAACCCAUUUGUAUCAUAAGUUCUGAUAUCUGUGGUCUUUUUUCUGGCCAUUAUCAUCGCGCGAUUAUUUACACAAUUAUUACUACUUUUAUUAUAAUUAAUAUAUUAUAUAUACAUAUUCAAAAUAUACAACAACUUGGGACUGAAUCACAUCUAAAACUAGAGUUAACACUAGCGCUAGAACUAAAAGUAGACCUAGAACUGGAAACAUUCUUGUUUAGCUGCCUUGAAAGACGUGCUGCUGAAACCCGAAUACUUCUAGUUCUAGUUUUAGUUCAAUAAAAAUAUACAACAACAUAGCAGUAAAUAAUUACUAUAGUCUGUUUUUAAACCAGGAGGAGCAUUUUAAAUUUCUCACCAAAUUGA